Messenger RNA from Neocloeon triangulifer, 1620 nucleotides. It is a transcript of the gene VhaAC39-1, whose product is annotated as V-type proton ATPase subunit d. NCBI's taxonomy places the organism in Eukaryota, Metazoa, Arthropoda, Insecta, Ephemeroptera, Baetidae. The transcript is spliced from 7 exons. Gene Ontology annotation, biological process: proton transmembrane transport; vacuolar transport; vacuolar acidification. The coding region runs from base 113 to 1159 and encodes 348 amino acids. Gene Ontology annotation, molecular function: proton-transporting ATPase activity, rotational mechanism. Gene Ontology annotation, cellular component: plasma membrane proton-transporting V-type ATPase complex; lysosomal membrane; vacuolar proton-transporting V-type ATPase complex. The record is from RefSeq and is a predicted model, not a curated record.
CCGGUCAUAUGAUAAAGACCCGAGUUUGUCUGCGGCCUGCGAUCGAUUUUGCCAAUUCGCAACACAUUUCGCCUGAAAUUUCGAAAAAGAGGUCAAAAGGUCAGCUGGAAGGAUGGUAGGCGCACUCUUCAACAUCGACGGAGGCUACCUGGAGGGACUUUGUCGCGGAUUCAAAUGCGGUAUCCUCAAACAGGCCGACUAUUUGAACCUCGUCCAGUGCGAGACCCUUGAAGAUUUGAAACUGCACCUGCAAGGCACAGACUAUGGCAAUUUCCUUGCAAACGAGCCGAGUCCUUUGGCGGUCUCGGUCAUCGACGACAAACUCCGGGACAAACUGGUCAUCGAGUUCCAACACAUGCGAAAUCACGCUGUUGAACCUCUCUCCACCUUCCUCGACUUCAUCACGUACAGCUACAUGAUCGACAACAUCAUCCUGCUCAUCACCGGCACUCUCCACCAAAGGCCGAUUUCUGAGCUCAUUCCCAAAUGCCAUCCGUUAGGCAGUUUUGAGCAGAUGGAGGCCAUCCACGUCGCAGCCACCCCUGCCGAGCUUUACAACGCAGUCCUCGUCGACACCCCACUUGCUCCGUUCUUUGUCGACUGCAUCAGCGAGCAGGACUUGGACGAGAUGAAUGUGGAAAUCAUUCGUAACACCCUGUACAAGGCUUACCUUGAGGCUUUCUAUGCAUUUUGCAAAGAACUCGGAGGCACCACUGCUGAAACCAUGUGCGAAGUCUUAGCUUUUGAGGCUGACAGGCGUGCCAUUAUCAUCACCAUCAACUCCUUUGGCACUGAGCUGACCAAGGACGACCGAGUUAAAUUGUAUCCAAAGGUCGGAAAAUUGUACCCUGAUGGUUUGGCUGCUCUGGCAAGGGCUGAUGAUUAUGAGCAAGUCAAAGCUGUUGCUGAAUAUUAUGCGGAGUACAGAGCAUUGUUUGAGGGGUCCGGAAACAACCCAGGAGACAAAACUUUGGAAGACAAGUUCUUUGAGCAUGAGGUCCGUUUGAAUGUGAACGCAUUCCUCCAGCAGUUCCAUUUUGGCGUGUUCUACUCGUACUUGAAACUGAAGGAGCAAGAGUGUCGCAACGUCGUUUGGAUUGCGGAGUGCGUUGCCCAGAGACACCGCACCAAGAUCGACAACUACAUCCCCAUCUUCUAAGGUAAAAUCAGCCCUUUGAAUAUCCUCCGAGCAGAUUGAAUGUUAAAAAUUAACAAAAUUAUAUUGGCGCCAUAUCCGAUCAUUUCAUUCGUUAUCGUUUUGGUGCUUUCUUUCCGUUUUCUCAUUCCAAAUUUUAUCGUUCCGUUGAACUCAUGUGAUAAAUUUUAUUUUCCUUUUGUCAAUUAAUAGUUUCCAUUUAAAGUCAUACCUCUAGAAAACAAAGCCAUUUUGUUGGCCAAGUGUAAAUUUUCCUGUAAAUUUAUUUGCGGUUGUUGAAACAGUAUUUGGAAACCUACACAGUCAGGUUCGUGUAAAUUUCUAAAUUGCAAUGUUGACGAACAAAAUUAUCCAUAGCAUAAAAAAUGUAAAUAUUAUAUUAUUAGCCUGGCCCAAAGGUGUUGGAUUUCAAGUUCAGUAAAUAAAUUAUACAUACUGUGCAUAUAAAUUGAAGAAGAACAUUU